CUUGACGCCGUCAUGACUCUUUGUAGGGUUAGCUGGACGCGCGCCUGCUUCCCGCAUAGCCUUCUUCCCGUGUUUACAUUUAGUCUACACUUGUCAAUAGACAAUUGUAAACAUUUUAAGACGACUAUGGAUUCACCAAUUCCACCAAAACUACCGGUAACAGAACGUUGAUUCCACUGACGUGUUUACGUGCUGCUGCCAACGUCAACAUUGAAGCUAAUGUCAAAGAUUAGCUCACUACCUGCGUGUCGCAACUGUGCAUGUCGCCAGUAAUUCACGAACCGAACAGCACCGCGGAGCAAUCGAGCCGCCACGAUGAGGAUUUUGAGGUUCUUGAGGAGCAGCGUGUCCGUGGGCAAGGACAUCGACUAUUACUCCAAAUUUUCACCCUCUCCUCUCUCAAUGAAGCAGUUUCUGGAUUUUGGCUCAGAAAAUGCAUGUGAGAAAACCUCCUUCACGUUCCUCCGACAUGAGUUACCGGUGCGGUUGGCAAAUAUCAUGAAGGAGAUCAACCUGCUGCCAGACAACCUGCUGAGGACUCCAUCGGUGCGGCUGGUCCAGGGCUGGUACAUGCAAAGUCUACAAGAGAUCCUUGAGUUCAAGGACAAAAAUGCAGGCGACGAGAAAGUCAAAGAUGAUUUCACAGAAGCAGUGAUAAGGAUCAGAAAUCGGCACAACGACGUGAUUCCCACCAUGGCUCAGGGAGUCGUGGAGUACAAGGAGACCCACGGCACGGACCCUAUCGUCAGCCAGAAUGUUCAGUAUUUUCUGGAUCGUUUCUACAUGAGCAGGAUAUCCAUCAGGAUGCUGCUCAACCAGCACACGCUCCUCUUCGGGGGCGAUGUGAAGGUGAACCCAGCUCAUCCCAAACAGAUCGGCAGUAUUGAUCCAAACUGCAGUGUCAGCGAUGUCAUCAGAGACGCCUAUGAAAACGCACGGAACCUCUGCGACCGGUACUACAUGAACUCUCCUGAGCUCCUACUGGAGGAAUUCAAAGUCCAACCCAUCACCGUGGUCUACGUCCCCUCUCAUUUAUACCACAUGGUCUUUGAACUUUUCAAGAACGCCAUGCGGGCCACCAUGGAGCUGUACGGGGACGCCAUGGAGUAUCCUCCCAUCCACGCGCAGGUCGCUCUGGGAACCGAAGAUCUGACCGUCAAAGUGAGCGAUCGGGGGGGAGGCGUGCCGCUGCGCAAGAUCGACAGGUUGUUCACCUACACGUACUCCACGGCGCCCCGGCCCCGCAGCGACGGCGCCCGCGCCGCUCCUCUGGCCGGCUACGGCCACGGCCUGCCCAUCUCUCGGCUCUACGCCCGCUACUUCCAAGGGGACCUGAAGCUGUACUCUCUAGAGGGUUACGGAACGGAUGCCGUCAUCUACAUCCGGGCGCUCUCCACAGAGUCCAUUGAGAGGCUCCCCGUGUACAACAAGUCGGCAUGGAAACACUACAAGACGAUCCAAGAGGCCGACGACUGGUGCGUCCCCAGCAAGGAGCCCAAGGACAUGACCACGUUUCGCAGUUUCUAGAACCCCGCCGGGUGCGGCCCUGCAGCCCGGAGUGCAACAAAGGUGGUUUGGUGCCAAAUUAUUUUAAG
Messenger RNA from Pungitius pungitius (ninespine stickleback), 1595 nucleotides. It is a transcript of the gene pdk1, whose product is annotated as pyruvate dehydrogenase kinase, isozyme 1. Gene Ontology annotation, biological process: regulation of glucose metabolic process; protein phosphorylation. Gene Ontology annotation, cellular component: mitochondrion. NCBI's taxonomy places the organism in Eukaryota, Metazoa, Chordata, Actinopteri, Perciformes, Gasterosteidae. Gene Ontology annotation, molecular function: pyruvate dehydrogenase (acetyl-transferring) kinase activity. The coding region runs from base 316 to 1527 and encodes 403 amino acids. The record is from RefSeq and is a predicted model, not a curated record. The transcript is spliced from 11 exons.